AUGGCUGCCAACGGCUAUCAUCCAAGUACAACAAUCCGUCCGCUGAGGGCUGGGAUAUAUGCCCCCAUUCUUACCUUUUUUGCACCGGAUUCUGAAGAUCUGGACAUUCCUACCUUUGAGUCUCAUGUUACACGUCUUGCAGCUGCAGGAGUGGGACCUCUCAUUGCAGGUUCCAUGGGAGAAGCAAUCCAUUUAUCUCACUCCGAAAGGGUGAAACUCAUUCACGCGGCCCGGAAAGCGCUCGACAACGCAGGUUUCGGACAAGUCCCUAUCAUUGCCGGUACUGGGGCGGGGAGUACAAGAGAGACGCUAGAGCUUACGAACGAGGCAGCAGCAGCCGGUGCUGAUUAUUGUAUUGUCAUUGCGAGCGGAUACUUUGCUGCUGCGUUGGCAAAUAACAGAGCUGCAUUGAAGGCUUACUUUGUUGAGGUCUCCGAGAAAAGUCCAAUUCCAGUGAUGAUCUAUAACUAUCCUGGGGCAAGCGGCGGGAUUGAUUUGGACUCUGAUCUAAUAACAGAACUUGCCAGAGAGUGUCCUAAUAUCUGUGGAGUUAAACUCACUUGCGCCAAUGUUGGGAAACUCACAAGAAUUGCCGAUGCCAUUGCAGAUCCAUCUUUUUAUGCUUUACACCCACGUAAGAAUAAUAAUGCACCUUUCCUUGUUUUGGGCGGGUAUAUCGAUUUCCUGGUCCCAUCUUCCUAUGCAAAUGGCCACGGCGCUAUUACUGGUCUUGCAAAUCUAUUUCCAAACGCUAUUGUGCACUUAUUCAAGCUUUCUGAAGCUUCGAAGAAGGACCAGUCCAUUCUCGCCGAAUCUCAGCGUGUCCAGGGAAUAAUUGCCCGGGCGGACUUCACUAUCUCAAAGGCCUCAAUUGCUGGUACGAAAUACCUUUUGGAACGAACACAAGGAUAUGGAGGUCUACCAAGGAAGCCUCUUUCUCCUAUUGAAUCUGCUGCGGCACAAGCUCUUUGGGAACACGCGGAUACACAAGCUGCCCUCAAACUAGAACGUGAACUUAUUGGAAAAGUACAUGCUUGA
Molecule: messenger RNA, 1038 nt
Organism: Psilocybe cubensis
Lineage: Eukaryota; Fungi; Basidiomycota; Agaricomycetes; Agaricales; Agrocybaceae
Exons: 5
Coding region: 1-1038 (345 amino acids)
Molecular function (GO): 4-hydroxy-tetrahydrodipicolinate synthase activity
Source: RefSeq, a predicted model, not a curated record